Molecule: messenger RNA, 13523 nt
Organism: Manduca sexta (tobacco hornworm)
Lineage: Eukaryota; Metazoa; Arthropoda; Insecta; Lepidoptera; Sphingidae
Gene: Pten
Product: phosphatidylinositol 3,4,5-trisphosphate 3-phosphatase and dual-specificity protein phosphatase PTEN
Exons: 8
Coding region: 428-1819 (463 amino acids)
Biological process (GO): cell motility; negative regulation of cell population proliferation; phosphatidylinositol 3-kinase/protein kinase B signal transduction
Cellular component (GO): cell projection; plasma membrane; nucleus
Molecular function (GO): phosphatidylinositol-3,4,5-trisphosphate 3-phosphatase activity; protein tyrosine phosphatase activity
Source: RefSeq, a predicted model, not a curated record
ACCACCACCAGAAAAUAAGGUUGUGUUGCAUCUCUGUUACACUCGUACUCUACAACGCGGCGGGACAGAGAUGGAGAAUAGUCAUCGGCCGUCAGCAGAACCAUCUUUAUUUCUUGUGCAACUGUUUCUCCUCGGCCGUGUUCUAGUGCAGUGCAAACGCAGGAUGGACGCCAUUCGCGCGAGAUAAUUUUUUGUUCGCUCGUGAAGCGGAGUGGAAAGCGUUCGCGAUCGGGCGUGAAGCUAUGCUGAUACAGUGAGUGUGGUGCGCGGUGGUGCUGUGGUUUCGAUCCGGCGGCGGCGUGGAGGUCGGUGCGGGUCUGCGGCGGCGGAGCGGAUGGCGGGCGCGAGCUGAGCGCCCGGGGGCACCGCUCGCGCUCCGCCGCCGGCCCGAUGAGCGGGGCACGUUCCGUGCGGCGGAGGUUAUUUUAUGGGUGUUUGCGUGAGCUGUCGGCGCCGCGAGAGGAAGGCACCGGAGAAGAGGUCGGUGCCAGGAGCGGGCGGGCCCGCUAAGGGCGCGGCGGCAGAACUGCUGCCGCGGCGCGUCAACCGUCUCACAGCCAUGGCCAACUCCAUGUCAAACAUCAAGAUGACCAACCCCAUCAAGGGCAUAGUCAGCAAGCGCCGGAUACGCUACACGAAGCACGGUUUUAACCUGGACUUAGCCUAUAUCACAGACAGGCUGAUAGCGAUGGGUUUUCCCGCCGAGAAGUUGGAAGCAGUCUACAGGAAUCACAUUGACGAGGUGAACAGGUUUCUAGAGAAGAUGCACAAGGAUCAUUACAAGAUAUACAACUUGUGCUGGGAGCGGUCGUACGAUUCGAGCAAGUUUCAAGGGAACGUGGCGAAGUACGCGUUCAAAGACCACAUGCCGCCGAACAUCGAGCUGAUCCAGCCGUUCUGCGAGGACGUGCACAAGUGGCUCAGCACCGACUCGAGGAACGUGGCGGCGGUGCACUGUAAAGCAGGGAAGGGCAGGACUGGUACAAUGGUGUGUUGCUACCUCCUGUACAGCGGUCAGAUGGCGACCGCGGACGAGGCGCUCAAGUUCUACGGCACUAAGAGGACAUUAGACGAGAAGGGCGUGACGAUCCCGUCGCAGCGGCGCUACGUGGAGUACUACGCGGCGCUGCUGCGGUCGGGCGUGCAGUACCGCGCCACGAAGGUGCACGUGCGGUCGCUGGUGCUGUCGCCCGCGCCGCCCGCGCUCAACGGCUCGCACAGCGCGCCCGAGCUCGCCAUCUCGCAGGCGCACCCGCCAUUCAAGACGCCGUCGGGCUGCCAGGAGGUGUCCCGCACGGAGACGGGGCUGCGCGUGCACCUGACGCACUGCACGCCGCUGUACGGCGACGUGCGCGUCGACGUGUACAACAAACCCAAGCUCAAGAUGGGCAAGGAGAAGAUGUUCCACUUCUGGUUCAACACGUUCUUCGUGGCGUCCGAGCUGGCCGAGGGGGCGCAGCGAGUGACGCCGCUGCCCGACAGUCAGUACCGUCCCAACUUGGAAACGUUUAAACUGACAUUAAAUAAGUGGCAGUUAGACGACGCCCACAAGGACAAGCAACACAAAAAUUAUAGCCCAGAUUUCAAGGUGGAGCUGAUCAUCCAGAAGAUGCCGGAGUCGUCGCGGUUCGUGGCGCACGCGGAGUCGCGCGCGGCGUCGGCGGCGUCGUCGUCCGCCUCCUCGUGCUCCGAGCCCGACACCGAGCCCGACGCGCACUGGGACUCCGGUGAGCACGCGCGGCCCCGCGUCAGGGCCUGUUGGCGAGACUUCAGCGGACGGUUCGCGGACCACGGGCGCCAGCGGACCGACGGCGCCUAGCGACUGUCUGUCCGUCUCUUGUCUGUACCGGCGCCGAUGUUGAUUACGCUAACGUCACCUGGCGCAUGUUAACGAGAUUCGUCGAAUCCAGCUCGAGACCUCGUUCAGGGUCUACCCCGCGAACUGUUCACACAUUGAUCCUCAUUAGUCGCAGGGUGAAUUUGUAAAGUGCGGCAAUUGUAGUCUAUCGAUAAGUGACGAUUUGCGAGUGAUGUCAGCUAUUUUAUCGAUAAGUGCGGUAGUGUUGUUUAUUUAUGAUAUUGUGUUUUACAAAUUCAUUCUGUAACGUUUUCGAUAGUAUCGACCUGCUUUGACGGGGCCGGAAAUUGUAUACAAUUAUAUUAUUAUAAAUCGUGUACACUCUCGUAAUAAUAGUUAAGUUCGGAUAGGUGUUCUACGUGAAAAAUAUACGAUAGUAAAGCCACUCGCACACAAUGCAUAAUCGUACACUAGGGAUUCAUCAACUAUUUUUUUUGUGAUGUAAUAACGACUGAAAAAUGCGUAUAUUGUUAUAAUAUUCAAAUGCUUUAAACUUUUGUGCGAUAAAAUAUUAUCGAUAUUUUAAAAUUGUAAUAUGGAUUUCUGGAAACUGAACAGUGCAAAAGUUGCUGAUGAUAUUAAUAUAAUUGAAAGCAAUCAUUUGCGCUAAUAAGCUUGAGUUUCGUUUCAUAUGCUUUCUUAUACGUUUAGUAUAAGACAUUUUCAUAUGGGACUUGUAACAUUUACGUUACUUGAUAGUCAAACAUGUGUUUGAUAUUCAUAGAUUACAAAGCUUACCAAAAUCGUUAUUUAAGUGAUGAAGACUUACAAAAUAAUAUCGAUUUAUUUAAUAAUGCAUCGUAAAUGAUUGUCAAGUAUUGAUGAAUCCUGUGAGUGUUAAAAACAAAGAAGAGCUAUCUUCAUAAUUCUUCGAAUAAAAAAUACAUUCAUUUCUAUUUAUCUAUAACUCUAUAAUAUGAUCUCAUGUACAACGAGUUGUCAUCGUGUGCGAGUGAUUUUAUAAAGGUUGUGCAAGAUAUUAUGGUGCAGCAAUAGAUGUGGAAUGGAUAGGAUCGAACAUUUAUAUAUGGGUUCCAAGAAAACUGGCAGGAAAAGUGAUGGCAGUUAAUAUUGACAUACAUAUUGAAUGUAUGGAUGAGUAUUUGUGUUGAAAUAAAACUACUUCGUGGAUUUUAUUGGGGUUUUUUAUAUUACAAUUUUCUCACGACGUAUUGAAGACUACAUACAGCCUUCGUGGUUACGGGACGUACUCAAAAACAGUGAUAAGAUCCGCCAAAAUAGGUUUAUCUCUGUCUAGCUCUCGUAAACGUAAUAAAUCAAUAUGAGAUUUGUGGUCAAAAUCUCAGGAUGUGAUUGAAAAUUGGUCUAAUUGUUUCUGGAGAAAUACAUUGUGGUUUUUUUGAGUAAUUAUUAUUAUUAUUUUAUUAAAAUAACAUUGAAAUUUUGUUAUUACCGUCUAGUUUUAGUUGAAUUUAGUAGCCACAUCGACAAAUACUGAAGAUAAAUUUUGCAUAGCAAUUUAUAACGGUCGAUAUUCUCCACAACAUUUUGUAUGUAUGUCAAUUAUAGGCGUCUACUUUAUUAUUAUGAGUAAAUAGUUUUUAUAAUUAAUUAAUUAUGUUUAUCGAUUUUAAAUAGUUAUACUUAGAUAAUGGGAGGCGAGCGUAUGUUCGUAUUUGCGAUGAUCUCUUACUAAUAACGAAUUUUCGAUAUGAUUCCGUGGUUAGAUAGCGCGUCAAUAUUCCGCGUCUAUACAAUUUCCAUUUUAUUCAUAUUUUCUAUAUAAUAUAGUGUUUUAUUCGUCGAUAGUCGAUAAAUAACAGUGUUUGUACUAAAAAGUGUUAUCGAUCGAUCGAUAAGUUAUUUUCGAAGCAUGUUCUUGUUAGCGUCAUAUUUUUAUGUUUUAAGAUUGUUAUUGUUUUUUAACGAGUCGAUGUUACACACAGUUUAUUACAGACACUGUGUAAAUCAAGUUUCUAGGUUUUUCCACUCUCUUUCUUUAUAUAAUCUAGUCGCACAAAUGUUUUGGUGUUGAAAUUUUCGUUUAUGAAUUUUGAAGUCCUAAAAAUAUAUCGAUACCCAAUCAUCACUAUUGAAGGAGUAGGAUUGUGUGUAGGCAAAUUUUUAACACAUUAUUAUGUGGAAUGGUCUCUGUGUGUAUGCAUUUUUAUAAUCGCGAUCAUAUUUAUAUAGUGGUGUGAAAAAUAUCGAUAAAUGGCCAUGAUUCCAAAGUAAUGCCAUUUUGUGAGAAUUAUAUAAAAAGAACUUUUUUCAAAUUUUAACAUGAUAUUUCUCGAUAUUUUUAUUUCCAUUCAAUAACAUACGGUAGAGGCGCUUAGUGGAGUAUUUAGUUCACCAACCAAUUGUUUGUCAUAUUAACACAAAGCACUAAAUCUGAUGUUGAUAAUCGGUGAAGGAAGCUUGAACUUUCGGGUGUCAUGAAACCUUAUCGAUACUUUAAAGUUUGCGAUACGUAAAUUUGUCGAAUAAAACGUCGUAUCGACUCUCCGCGUCACGUUUAUUAUAGUCAAUUUAUCGAUAGACUCAGCGUGUGAACAAAAACUUUUUCCAGGAAUAUCUUUUUUUUUAUCUCAAAUUUUGAAAAAGUUAUUGAUUUCCAGCAGGUCAAAUUUUCCGUCCCGAUCUAUUUUGUUAACUCUGAUUUCGCCCAUAUGGUCUUAUAUGUGUGUGUAUGUGUGAUGAAAUGUCUAGAAUAAUGUGUAGCACGUAUUAAAAUAGGGUAGUUGACGACAAACAAUAAUAGCAUAAAUAUAAAUAUAAAUAAAUAAAAUAAAAAACUCAAUAAGUUCAGCCAUAAUUUUUAUUCAAACAAAGCAUUUAAUUGAUCCAAUAUUUAGGAGCGUCUGUCCUGUUCUAGCAAAUGUGUUUUGAUCCAAAAUUAAACAGCAUUAAAGAUAGAUGUUAUUUUCAUGCUGUUUUCUCUCUAAUAUCGAUUUUCUUAAUUCUUCUAUCUUUUAUUUUUUUUUUAUUUUCACUUUGAAUAAGUGAUUUAUUUGUUUUUAAUAUUUUGAUCAUACUGUGUCAACUACCUUAUUGGAGAACCGUCAGUAGUAGGUGGUGGGGUGUAAAAGUCGGUACAGAGCAGGUUUUUAUCUGGGUAGAGUGAGGUUGGUGUCUUGAGGUAUUUUUUAUCGAUGUUUCACUAAUCGAUACUGCACUUGACGUUGAAUUGUUAUCGAUAGAAUGUGCAUCUCGUAUCCUGAAGGUAAAAUUUCGCUCAACCCUGAGAUCGGCUCUGUACUCUAUGAGCGCUUGUAGAGUUAUCUGACUUAUUACCGAACUGUUACUGCUAUUGUAUGCAAUCUUUUUGUUCGAAAAAUGGUAUUUUCUAAUUUACAAACCACGUUAUAUUUUAUUUUCCAUAAUCUAUUUAAGAGACGGAAGUCUAUAAGCGCUCCUUCUAUAAUGUACGUUUCUCGAAAGAAUAUUAACCAAUAAAUUGUACGAACGCAAAUAGUUCAUGCAAUUUGUUGACAAUUUAGUAUCGUUAAACGUGUCCACUUGUGGUAGUAUAGACGUCGACAAACAACUUGACCGAGUAUGCGAGGUCUGUGCGGAGUGAGGGAGACGGAAGUUGCUUUAUCUACCAAUCGUUCGGUCGAUACGUCGUACGGACAUCCGAUGGGUGAAGUUGUUUGUCGACAGCUACAUGUGGUUGUGUAGUAACCGUGUGGUUGGUGCAGGGCAGAUGUGCGAGCGCGUGGGCUGCUACCGGCAGCUGUCGCCCGACCACUCCAACAACACGUAACUAUGCGCACGCGCCGGCGGCCGCGCCACUGCACGCCGCGCCGAAUCUAUCAAUAUUAAUUAAUGAUCACAUGCUAUUGAGCUGUAGGUGGAUAAGAGCUAAAUUGAUAAACCAUUAUGUAAAAUCUGGCUUAUAUUCGUUCUGUAGAACGAUAUAGGCAACAUCUGUAUUUCAUCAAAUAGGCAUCUACUUAAAUUUAGCCUAUAAAAUCAAAUAAUCUCAAAAACUUAGUUGAACGUAAAUUCGGUUUAUCCAAAAAGUAUCAACUAAUUGACUAUCCAUGUUUAAUUCUUUGAGAAAUACAUUUUAUUAAAAAAAGAAACAAAUUAGCAUAUUUUGUUGGAUAAAGUAUCGGAGUGCGGCGUGUAGUCGCGUGGUCGCCGGCGCUCUGAGUUGAAGCACGUUUGUUGCGUUUAGCUUGUCACCACAUUAAUGCCGCCUCACUGUUUUUCGUUUAUAGCUAAUUUCAUCGCUUUACACGCAGCAGUUUAUAAUUAUAUUAUUAUUUUUAAUAUUAGUAUUUUUGAUGGACUUGCAGAGAGUGGAAAUUGACUAUCAAUUUUUAAAUAUCAUAUGUAUAAUAACAGUUAAAGAAAUAAUUUACAUUGCAUCUAUUAAAACCUUUGUGUAUGAUGAAUGCUCCUGAUUUGCACUCUCUGGAAUUUCCAAUGAAAAUUAAUUACCAAAUUUUUUCAUUUCAGAAAACCAUUCAUACUACGCCUAUAUGUUUCAUUAUUCUUUCUGUGUUUUAUGUUUCUGUGUUGUCUUAUAGCUUGUUACGAUGCGAAUACAAUGAAUUUUUAGGUCACGAUAAAAAAAACAAAACAUCGAUAUAUCGAUAAAAAUAAUCGUGUUCGUAGAGUAACGACUGUGCUGUCAUUCGCAUGCAUUAUGUAAUGGUGCUGUACAUACUUAUUUUAUCGACAUCUCUGGUUUUAUUCAAACAUAUUAUUACAGCAAUAUUGCAUAUAGUUUUUAAAACCAUGUAUUGACUGGGCAACAAUUGCAAGACAUGACGCUCAACAUGUUUUUCAACUAUACGUGUAUCUUUGUACGGGCAAUUUGCUAUUCCAAAUAUGACCCUUAUUGUUUAUCGUGUAUUGCGCAUCAGGAAUUGCCUAAUGAAUACAUGGUUUUGUGUACAUGCGACUGUGUAUAAUGCCGGUUGCAUGGAGCCUUAUUGUCUCCCAUCUGUGUGGAUUGUGUUAUGUGUACAUAUCAAAAUUCACAAAACUCAUGGACAUGGGCGUGGCAUAUAGUAAUUAUAGACGUUGCAGUGUGCUAUUAAAAUUAUAUAUAUUGAAUUGCGAUUUUGGCAGACACUGCCGUAUGUUUAGAUUGGCAGGUAAUUGUCAUUUAUAAAACUAAAGAUUGUCAAGAAUUCAUAUGUGCAUUGCUAGUAAAAAAACAACUCAGACUUACAGUUUCAGUUGAAUUUAAUAUUUAAAUCGAGGCAGUUAAAAUUCAAAUUGUACUGAAAAUAAAAUCGAUCUAGAUAUGGCAAAGUUUAAAUUAGGAUCAUCAGUAUUCAGCCACGCCGAUGUUCACGCCACCUAUUUACGUACCUAACAUCAUUCGCUAUACAUACGCUUGGCACAUAUGAAACGCAUCACACAUGCCACAUGCAGAUAUUACCGACGUACAGACCGGUGGCUAAUGUUUGCACGAAUAUAUAAAAAAGCCACCGAGUGUUAACGGUUUAUAUCGAAUUUUUGGGCUUGCAAAUUUGGGCUUCAAUGCCUUAUAUUAUUUUGGUAAAAAGAAAAGUAAUAUUAAAUUUUUGAUUAUUUUAAUAUAAAAAGGAAGUUAGUGUUUUGGUGUGUUAAGCCCAAAAAUUCGUCGUUGAAGCACGAUAUCUGUGGGUGGCAUUGUCUGACGUCCACGUGGUUGACAUGGGUUUCUUACAUUUUCAGGUGAAUCCACGUACUUGUGAGGGUGGCACGUGGGCUCGGUGACUCACAACUCACCUGUAUACAUAAACCCUCCGCUUACACACCUCCUCCCCCCUCUCUAACUCGGUGCAAGACGAUCCGGAGCCUUAGCAUAGUGAUGUUGCGAAAACUAGUGUUCUAUGUGUGUCUAAAUUGUGUAGAGUUUUAUCGUAAGAGGGUUGUGCCAUUGCCGCGUAAGGACGCGUCCCGUGACGAACGCUGCCGCGCGACCACACAUGUGAUAUAAAGUGUGCUGAAUGAACUAUGGAGACGUUGUCAUGGUACUAAAACAUCGAUAUCGAUGUCCAUUUAUUUUUCACUUUUCCUCCGCAAGCCUUCGACUGUAAUAUGGAUGGUCACAAGGUAUGUUCGCAUCUAUGUAAAACGUAAUUCUUAUGACUGAUAUAAGUACAUUAUUUUCUGUGUACAUUACUUGUGAAGAGCUGUUGUUUUUUUUUUCAUGUGACUGUCGAUACAAUGUAUCGACUGUCGUUUCGGGUGUGUAGUGCACGAUUCGUUUUAAAUAUACUCUAAGUUUUUUUUAAUCGAGCGCAAUGUCGCGGAUUUUUUUGAAGGAUUACCAUCUUGGCGUCACUCGCGUGUCGUCGACUUAUUUUGAUAGUCCAUUGUGAAAGAUCUUUUUGAAAAAUCCGCGGCGAUUGUUACAAAGAAAAGUAUAGAGUAGUAUGCUAUAGUUAGGUACCGGCCAGUGUUGAAGAGAUUCUGUCGCGACGAAUGAAUUUUAUAAAAUGUGGAAAUGACUACUGUUCGAAUUGGAAAGAGAAAUAAUAAUAUGUUUAUUAUAGAACAUCGUAUUAAUUUUUAUGUGUACAUUAGAAUUCAAUGUGAAAAUCACGGAAAUUUGGCGGGUGUGUUGUCGCAUGGUUGAAUAUGGCAAUAUUGGGCCUUAUUUAGAUUUUGUUUGAGUAUACGAUACGGCUAUAUACUGCACAUAAACUCUCUAAUCUCGCAGUAUUAAUCGAUUUAAAAUCGGAUACUUUGACAGCAUCGCAUUAUCUAUAUAGAGACUGCAAGCCCUCACAGACUGCAGAACUUUUAUCGAUAGAGUCCAGUUUUAGAUCAGACUCAGUGCUGUACAUCACCGAAUCGUUAUAUUGUGAGAACUGAUAUUGAUAAAAAAAAACUAAAUUAUCGAUUUAAGAGUCUGUACUAAUAUUCCUUAUAGUUACAGUAUGAGGACUUAUCCCGAUUAAAAAGUCGGAACUAUCGACUAAAAAGUCUGUACUCUGCAAAGGCCCUGAAGGUUAAAAGUGAAUAUCGUUCCCGACAGUGUACCUGCCAGGUUCCCGUGAAUAAAUCGAUAUAACUUAGUGUUUCUGGUUACGACUUAAAAUUGUGAGAAAACAUAAUAAGGAACCAAUUUCAUGGUGGUGCUCUUAAUUUUUUGUUUUAUUCUUCGUCAAAAUAUUAAGAAGAUAAACUUUCUAUGUAUUCAAAUGUACUAUCGAUCAUUCGCGUUUACUUAUCGAUAAUGUGACGGUAAAAAAUAAUGUAUUAUUUUCUGUGGAAAAUAAUGUGAGGUUUGUGUUAUGCUGUAUUGUGACAAAUUCUUUUUAUCGAUUUAAUUUUAUCGAUACAUACGUUCUGUUUUUAAAACUUUAUUCGAUAUUUGAAUUUCCAUUAUCGAUACGUAAACGCGAGCGUCAUAAUAUAACGAGUCGACCAACAUUACCCAUGCCAACGAAUUAUCAACCAAAACGUAAUAAACGUUAUCUAUUCACAAACCAUCUCUAUUGAAAUCUUUUAGUUAAUAUCCUUUUAUAUGUUAAUUGUAAAAGAAAUACAAUGCCGUAUGCGCGAGGCAGAUUGUCCCACCAGCUUAGGUCCCGUUGAGGACGAAUAUUUUUUUUUUUUGUAUAUUUUCAAGAGAUCUCAUUGACUGCAGUCAUAUUUGUUUUAGGCUUUGGGUGGUCAUUCUGGGGGGGCUUUUUCAUAUAAUCGAUGUUUUUGAGAUAUUAUCCGAAUUUUACUAACAUAGUGUCAUUUUAAAUUGAGUAAAAUGUGUAUUUUAUUUUUUAAAAUGGCGCACAUGUUUGACGUCAUAAUUCUCUGUAAACGAAUAUAACUGUGUGUAAAAGUUCUCCCAAACGUUCCACCCGAUAUAAAACUGCUAAAACACAUUUUGUUGCAUAAAACCGUUAUUUUGUAAACAUAUAUGAAGGCCUACAGACACCCGUUUGUGAUGUAAUACAGAUAAAUUGCGUUAAGUGAAUAACUGCGGCCUUAUGUGUAUGAAUACAAAUGUAUUAUGAACUGUAUGCACCGAGUGGGUCACACUAUGGAUGGAAAAUAUCAAUAAAAAAUUGCAACAGUGCAAUUUUUGUUCAAUUAUAUUAUUAAGCUUUUUUCAUGACCCGACCCCUUUUAUUUUUUACUUCUACUAUAAUUUCUUGGCAAAUUAUUUUCUGACAUGUAUAAUUUCUUUUUAUCUGUUGACUCAUUUUUAAGUGAAAAAAAAAAACUUUUUUCUUAUAAAAACUGUUUUUUUUUACUGUUUUAAAUGUUCCCUUUGUAGUGUGAACCACUUCGGCACAGAUAUAACACGGUGUCCAAAACAAACGGAGAAAAUAAUUAUUUUUAAUUGUAAAUAUUAUUGUUAUGAUACAUAGUGGUUAUUUGAGAUCUGUUUUCUUCAUCAUAGUUUAGAUAGUCGUGUUGCAACCGAAUCGGCUUCUGACCGUCGCGAUUUCGGUAAAAUCUACACAUUACAACGAGGCGAAUCGUCCGAAAAGAAAACUUUUGUCGAAAUCGCGACGGUCAAAAGAUUUUUUUGGAUGAAAGAAUUUUAUCAUUCUGACAAUAGUUACUUAACUGAAUGCAUGGCUGGCCCAUGCGCGAAAUAAUAAAAAAAAAACAUGUGUAACUUUGGAAUCAUACCAUUAUUGUACGCUUAUUUUUGUACGUCUUCAGUGAGAAAUAAUUGCAAUAAAGCCUAUUUUCCCAUAGCGGCGUAUUCGAAAUAAAGGCAAAGGAUUGGCAUCCGAUACUCAUGCGGUCGACAUGCGGCCCCUUUGCGACUGAUGACCCUUCCCCCUCUGGAAGUGGCGACAGCAUCAGGCCGAGUUCUGGACUCGCGAGGACUAGAGUGGCCUUAGUGACAUUGUAAAAUCUCUUUUGGAGUUGUAUUUAGUGGUUUUGGUUAUGGUAUUUUUUUCAUAUGUAGUGUUCAGCCACGCUUAAACUUAUUCGCUAAGCAAAUGGUGUUACGUGAAGUCAUUUAGUACAAGCGCGUAGUGCCACAUUUGACUACGUUGUCUCUGUGGAGACGUAUUGUCAAUUUGUUAAGCAUAAGAUUACGCUGUAGGCCGAACCCGAAGUUUAAUAAUCUUUAUGAAAAAAGUCCAUAACAGCCAUCUGUGGUAUGAAUUCACACCUAAUCCGUUUUAUCUAUUUUACUUUUAUAAUUAUUAAACAGUUAAGUCACUCUGGUCCCCGCGGGCUCAGUUAUUCGUUUGUUUCUAUGACGUUUUGCGAGAGUUGAAGGAUUAUUGUGAUAAAGUGGCUUGGUAGUUAGCGGCGGCUCAAACCGAUGCGGCCUGAACACUGGUUCGAUUCCCGAGCUUGUACCUCGUUGCGGCUGGGUCAUGCGUCGUAUCCAACGGGAGCAUCAUCCCGUUCAGUUCCUAUACGACAGCGAGAUUAAUGACCCGUGCUUAAGUCAAUUAAAUUGGGUGAUGUGGGGUGAUUUGAGCCGUCAGCGGGGAUGAGAGAAUUCGAAAAAAAUGUCAUAAGUGUUGACCGACUUGACAAUUCACAACGUCAAAGUGUUUUGCGAAAAAAUUAACUCUAACCUUUAUGGCGUUUUUAUUGAAUUCUUAAGUUAGCAUAGUAAGGAAUAAUGAAUGAUUAAUGUUAGUAUAGAUCGUGUUUAGAUAGGAAUUAUUAACGUCAUAGAAAUGAAAAAAAAAAAAAUUACAAAAAAUUUAAAAUUUGUUCGUUUAGGUUAUAUUUUUUAAAAUUUCUUUAUUGAUAAGGAAAAAGUAGUCACACUAAUACUUCCAGUUUGUUCAAAAUCGAAAACAAUUUGUUUUUUUUUUUAAGUGUCAUGAAUUUGUUUCUUUGACUAAUUAGUUUGUAAUUUUUUUAUGGUAUCGCUUUCAGACGAAACUUAAUUUAAGCGUUUUUGGCUCACAUUCACGAUUUCCGUGCGUCGUUUGAUGUUAAUUUUAUUUUUGUCCAAAUUUUUUCUGUAAAUAAUGUCGAAAUUCUAAAAAAAAAUUGAAUAAUGAUUUGUGCCGAUCGAUUUUAAGUGUAAAUGUUAAGCAGCGAAUUACAAUCUAUUUGACGUCCGGUUUUUAAUAACGCGAUAUAUAUCAUCAAGUACAAAUUUAGAACUUUAGUUUGGACCGUCUCGUGCGGACGGGAGCGGGCUAAGUCAUUUAACUUAUUCUCCCGAUAUGAAUGAUAUUUUUAAAUGUAAAGAAAAAAACCAGCCACCUUUAGUAUUAAAGUAACCCCAUUCCAGGUAGAAGUUUUGACGAAUUGUUUUUUUUUUAUUUGUUUACACGCGAUGAAAACUCGUUAUUGGUUCGCUCGACCUCCCCACCACCACUUCCCCCUGUCCCCUCAUAAAGUUUUUAGCUUUAAAGAUUGUUGUUUGCCUUACAAAAAAAUGUGAUCUUAUGACGAUUAUACUUAAAGGAUGCCGCAGUGCGUCGCGGCCGUGGGACGUUUGUGUCGUGUUUUAUGCCAUAUUAUACAUUAUACUAACUGGUAUUUCUGUUCCGAGUCUUGAAAAAUUGUCUUCGUCUUCUUUAAAACUGAUUUUUGUCUCAACUGUUUUAUAUGUACUUUCACAUUUAAGAUUACGUUAAAAGGGUAUCCCACCUUUAAAACUCCAUUCACAAAUUAUCUAAACAUAACUUUUCAAUUCAAUGUGAAGUUACCCUCAUUUGGGAAUUGAACACAAACGCCUCGCGACCGCGACGAAUAUGAAAGAAUAUGCCUUUAUAAUGAUAACAAAUUGAAUUAUGUAAUAUUGUAAGAUUUGACAAACGUGAGGUGCGGUAGGCUCUGUGAAACAUACCGGUCAAUUGUGGGCGCUGAGGGGAGAGAUUUACUGAGGCGGGUUUGAUUUUAGGUGAGAAAUUGUAAGGUAUAUUAUGGGUCGUUUUGACUUUGCAUACGACGGAGUAGCAUGCUACAAUAAGCUAAGAAUCAAGCCUGUUUAUUAUAUAAAUUUAAAUUAAACUUAAAAAAUAAAUACCCACAUUUGAUAUCUUGGUCAAAAAGUAUUAACAAAAAUUUUAAUCGUAACUGAAUAAAAUAUUUCCAUGUUUUUAAAUUGCAAGAAACGUAUAAGCAAGUUAGCUCAUGACAACUUGUUGGGUAAUAAAGCGCUACGCGAGCAAGAAUGGCCUAUCUGCGAACUUCGCUACAAAAUUCCAUGAGACUGAAAUUGUUAGUCAGGUGAUUGAUAUAUUUGCAGCAUUAAUAAGAGUAUUUCGAAUAUGAUUUGUUUCUGUCGACGUUUUUUACAAGUUUUAUAAUCCUUUUUGAAUUAACAUUUAAUAUGUCAGUUAGACCAUUCUUGCCCCGAUGGUUUUAUUUCUUUUAUUAUCCCUUUUUCUAUCCGUACUUGUUACUAAUGUAAAAAAACAGAAUGGAUGAAAAAUUACGCUAAACCUUACACGAUAUAUCUGCCAACCGCCUUCGCACGUAAAUUGUAUCUCUUAAACUAUAAUGUAAAGAUUUUUCGAAACGAUUAAUCGUUUUGAAAAAUCGUAUUGCUAACAGCAGAUAUAUACGCCAUUAAUACAAGUAAAGCUCUCCCCACGACGUUUUUUUAAGUUAUUUAAGGAUCGUAAAAAAUUCUUAGUUCCACAAUCAUUGUUAUAAGCAAAAAUGUAAAAUUGUUUUAUCUUAGUAAGUAAAAGAUCUCAUGUCUUAUUUCUUUUGUUUUGUCUUUUUUAUAUUUUGAAGAAGUUCGGAAUAGUCGAGUUGAUUUAAAGACAACCAAUGUAAAAUAUAUUGAUGUACAUAA